GUUCUUGGGUUAGUGUCAUACCAAGCAGAGUCCUCUCCAGUCGAUACCUCACCACCCUCCCCAUCCUUUUCUCUCCAAUAUUCUCCGAUAAAUCUAGUUUUGGCGGACUACCGCGAAGGGAAACAACGCAUCAUGAUUUAACGACGGUUUGAAAGUAGUGUAUAGAUCUGACAAAUAGUGAAUGAAAGAUUCCAAAAUGGCGUCAUUAUCCAACGAGAGUCCCCUGAGAAGCGGAAAUGGAACCGGUAAAACCGCCAGUGCUACUGUCCGACCACUGUCCGCCUCUAGGAUUCCUAUGCCAGCUAAUAUCCCUCCUGCCGUACAGUGUUCAUACGCUGCGUGCUACUGUGAAGAAAACGUGUACAAGUUGUGUGAAUCUGUUAAAGAGACAUCUGGUAAUGAAGUGGAGAAAUGUGUUGUCGUCUUCGUCUCUAACAAGAAGCGUGUUGUGCCCUUGUGGCGGCAGAAGGCUGGGAGGGAGGAGGAGAAGUUAGUUAUCUGGGAUUAUCAUGUUAUUCUACUGUAUAAACCAGAUCACCGAACACUAGUUUAUGAUUUGGACUCAGAACUACCUUUUCCAACAUAUUUUCACAAGUAUGUGACAGAAACAUUCAGAACAGAUGCAAUCCUAAACCAGGAGUACCAUAGAUUAUUUAGAGUUAUACCAGCCACGACCUUCCUUGCAACGUUUGCCUCAGACAGACGGCAUAUGAGAAAGGAGGAUGGUAGCUGGUUGAAACCUGCUCCUUCCUAUCCUUGUAUAUCAUCACCUACCAGCCAACAUAACCUUGAUGAGUUUAUCAGUAUGGAUGCUGGAGGGAUAGGAGAUGUUCUCUCUCUUACAGAGUUUGUCAAGAUGUUCCACACAGUCUAGGAGAUCUAAAUACAAUGCAGUGAUUAGAUCUAUCUGUUUCAAGUGCAGUGGACAAUUUGCUUUCAUUUCAUUCAAAAAUAAAACUAUUUCAGCUGUAAAUACUAAUAUAAAGUUAUUGCAGCCGCAAGUAUUAUGUGAAAACUUACUUUGUCAUAUAUUUUGCUCUUCAGCUUAAAAAAAAACAAUAUAUUUGUGGCUGGAGUAAUACUGUAAAGUACAUCAUAUAUUAUUUAUUUGUCUGAAAUAUGAAGCAGUGUUUAAUGUUUAUACAAUGUGAACUAAUAUAUAUAUUUCUCUGUCUCGUUAUGCCUUCUCUAUUCAGCUUGAUACAACCGUAUAUAAAGCACGCUAAUUUCUACUCAAUUUUAAUAUUUAUACGUUUGUUUUGUGAUAAACUAUCCAAAUAUUUUUAUAAAUCAUUUUACUGAGAUCAGAUGUGGUCCACAAAUCAUAUUUUACAUGUAAACAGUAUUUAACGAACAAAAAAUAUGGGACUUAAUAACAAUGCAAAAAAUUAUUCAGUUCUAAAUUUUUCCCUACAUAAUCUAUCGAAAAAAUUUAUGCUUUACACCAUACUUAAAAAUUUCAG
Messenger RNA from Eurytemora carolleeae, 1463 nucleotides. It is a transcript of the gene tun, whose product is annotated as protein N-terminal glutamine amidohydrolase. Bases 182 to 874 code for a protein of 230 amino acids. The transcript has 10 exons. Gene Ontology annotation, cellular component: cytosol; nucleus. Lineage: Eukaryota; Metazoa; Arthropoda; Copepoda; Calanoida; Temoridae. The record is from RefSeq and is a predicted model, not a curated record. Gene Ontology annotation, molecular function: protein-N-terminal asparagine amidohydrolase activity; protein-N-terminal glutamine amidohydrolase activity.